UCGCUCCCCCUCCCCGCCUGUGCCUCCGGGGCUCCGGCUGCAGCGUCAGCCUCGGUCCGGCCUUGGCGGCGGCGGCGGCGCAUCGGCCUCCUCCCCGCGCCCCGCGGCGCUCCUCUGCCCCGGUCCGCAGCGCCCCCGCCCGCGCCGCCCGGGUGCCGGCCUAGGCCGCGGCCUCAGCUCCGGGAUCGUGUCGGCGCCGCCCGCUCCCGGCCCGCCCCCUAUGGGCCCCGGCUAGAGGCGCCGCCGCCGGCCCGCGGAGCCCCGAUGCUGGCCCGGAGGAAGCCGGUGCUGCCGGCGCUCACCAUCAACCCCGCCAUCGCCGAGGGCCCAUCCCCCACCAGCGAGGGCGCCUCCGAAGCAAACUUGGUGGACCUCCAGAAGAAGCUAGAGGAACUAGAGCUUGAUGAGCAGCAGAAGAAGCGGUUAGAAGCCUUCCUCACCCAAAAGGCCAAGGUUGGGGAGCUCAAGGAUGAUGACUUCGAAAGGAUCUCAGAGCUGGGAGCUGGGAACGGCGGAGUGGUCACCAAGGUCCAGCACAGACCUUCAGGCCUCAUCAUGGCCAGAAAGCUGAUUCACCUGGAGAUCAAGCCAGCCAUCCGGAACCAGAUCAUCCGAGAGCUGCAGGUGCUGCAUGAGUGCAACUCCCCGUACAUUGUCGGCUUCUACGGGGCCUUCUACAGCGACGGGGAGAUCAGCAUCUGCAUGGAGCACAUGGAUGGUGGCUCUCUGGACCAGGUGUUGAAAGAAGCCAAGAGAAUUCCAGAAGAGAUCCUGGGGAAGGUCAGCAUCGCGGUUCUGCGGGGCCUGGCGUAUCUCCGGGAAAAGCACCAGAUCAUGCACCGAGAUGUGAAACCAUCUAACAUCCUCGUCAACUCCAGAGGGGAGAUCAAGCUGUGCGAUUUUGGGGUGAGCGGGCAGCUCAUCGACUCCAUGGCCAACUCCUUCGUGGGAACUCGAUCCUACAUGUCUCCAGAGCGGCUGCAAGGCACUCACUACUCGGUGCAGUCGGACAUCUGGAGCAUGGGCUUGUCCCUGGUGGAGCUGUCCAUCGGAAGAUACCCCAUCCCCCCGCCGGAUGCCAAGGAGCUGGAGGCCAUCUUCGGCCGGCCCAUGGUCGAUGGGGCAGAAGGAGAGCCUCACAGCAUCUCACCGCGGCCGAGACCCCCCGGACGCCCCAUCAGUGGUCACGGGGUGGACAGCCGACCGGCUAUGGCUAUCUUUGAACUGCUGGACUAUAUUGUGAACGAGCCUCCUCCUAAGCUGCCCAGUGGUGUCUUCACCCAGGACUUCCAGGAGUUUGUGAAUAAAUGCCUCAUUAAGAACCCAGCUGAGCGAGCAGAUCUGAAGAUGCUCAUGAACCACGGCUUCAUCAAACGGUCCGAGGUGGAAGAAGUGGAUUUUGCCGGCUGGCUGUGUAAAACGCUGCGUCUGAACCAGCCUAGCACGCCCACACGUACCGCCGUGUGAUUCUGCUGGUGACCUGUCUGAAUCCCGUCCACCCGCCCUUCCCGCCCAGGACAGACCAGCUCCUCCCCGCCCGUCCCACCGAGCCCGGAGGAGAGUGCACACAGCGGAACAUUCACUUCCUCUUCCACCUGUCGCAGCCUCGGCCCUCUGGUCUCUGGGGAAGGGUGACACUGCCCAUGUUGUCGUCUCAGAACCUGCUUAUUUAGGUUUAAAAAAAAAAAAAAAAAAACAGGGAAAGAAAAAGCAAACCGAGCCCAUUGUACUUGUUCCAUUUGUUCUUUGGGUGUCAGCCUCUGGUCCAACCCCAAGGGGAACAUAUCCCUGGAGGACGGCUCCAGCCCCCAGGCAGCUGGGCCACAGAGAAAUUGGGAGGGGCGUGGCCUCAGGAACUGGCUUUGCUCUUUUUUCAAAGGACCAAGCUUCAGAGGGAACCCCUAGACGUUGACAUCUUUCACCAAAACAGAGGAAGUGCCGCCUUGCAUUUCUGUGUGUUGUCCCCUCGCUGACACCUGUCCCCUUAAAGGUGGCCCUUGGCAGGCCCAGAGAGCCGUGAGGCGGUGGGUUGUCGUGAGGUCCACUUCCCGCGGCCACUGCCGCCUCUUGUCAUGGAGCUGGUCCAGCCGACCCUGCGUGUCCUCAGCAGUGUGACCUGCCCCAAGAGGGUCCGGGGCCUCUCCUGUGCCUUAGCAGCAGACACUUCCGACUCUUCACAGUGGCAGCUGAGCCGACACUCGACUCUGCAGAAAGGAAGUGUUGGGUUUCCAAGCCCUCGGUGUGGUUGAAACCCCCAGCAGGUUCGGUAGAUAAGGCCUGUGCUCCCCCUCGCCGGCAUGCGUGGGCGGGUUGCACCUCAGUCACCUCUGCUCGCCCAGUGAAUCCAAAGUGACCACCCAGGGCGCCACUCUUCUGGCCCUUGAACCGUUCAUCCACAGCUGGUUGUAGGGAGGUCUUCGCAGACCCCUGCACCGUGGGGUGGCCAGCCUUCUCCCUGCAGGGCUCAGAGGUAGGAAGUGGAGGCCAGGGCUGCUUCUGAGGCUCCCCUCUUCUGAACGCUGAAGAUGUUAAAGCUGUCAGCCGCCCCCCUCAAAACCUCCUGAUGGCUGAAACAAGCUGAUACUUAUCUGUGGCAAAUUGCAGGGGAAGGGUUUUCUGAGCGGGAUGUGGCCUGGUGCAAUCCAAGCUGGCCCUGGGUUUCCGGAGAUGCAGCCGAAGGCAGGGGCUGUGGCCCUGAGGGAACUGCCAGAUCCUUUUCUUGUGGAGACCCUCUGGUCUCCCAUGUUUUCCUGUGGACAUGGAAGAGAAGAGUUGGUGGCUUUUUCAACCAGCUUUCCAGGUUUUUGCCACUUCAUAGUUUCCCCCCAAAGUCUCACUUGAUUUAGAAAAGAAUAAAAAGAUAACUAAAAGUUA
Molecule: messenger RNA, 2874 nt
Organism: Eptesicus fuscus (big brown bat)
Lineage: Eukaryota; Metazoa; Chordata; Mammalia; Chiroptera; Vespertilionidae
Gene: MAP2K2
Product: mitogen-activated protein kinase kinase 2
Exons: 11
Coding region: 265-1467 (400 amino acids)
Biological process (GO): protein phosphorylation
Molecular function (GO): protein kinase activity; ATP binding
Source: RefSeq, a predicted model, not a curated record